Molecule: messenger RNA, 1143 nt
Organism: Malassezia japonica
Lineage: Eukaryota; Fungi; Basidiomycota; Malasseziomycetes; Malasseziales; Malasseziaceae
Exons: 2
Coding region: 1-1143 (380 amino acids)
Source: RefSeq, a predicted model, not a curated record
AUGGUGCGCGAGGAAGAGGAGCGUUUACUGCCGCGUGAGCCUGCGCCGCCUGCUGCGCCGCAGGAGCCGACGCCAGAAGAGCGCGAGGCCAACCGGGAGCAGGAGGAGGACGAGGCGCCGUAUGCGCCGCUGAACCCCCGCGAGCGCCGCUCGCUCGUGUUCCUGCAGAUGAACACGCCGCUGUCGGUGCUGUUGUGCAUUGUCGCGGGCAUCUUUGGUGUGAUGAUUGUGCCGUCGAUCGAUGAUGUCUUUAAUAGCCACUCGACGCUCCUGACCCCGUCGCCGAAGCUGUUCUUUGGCUACCUCUUUGUUUUGCUCCUGUUCCAGGUCGGGUUCUGCAUGCUCGCCGUCAUCUCGCAGAACGCACACACGCAGCGCUGCGUCGUCCAGUCCACCGGCUCGCGCCUCGCGGUCGAGAACUACUUGCUGGGCCUCUGGUUCAUCUUUUUCGUGCUCGACACGCCCACCACGCGUGCGGUCGGCUGCUACGUCCUCGCCGGCGCGGGGCUCCUGUCGCUCGUCAACUUCAUCGUGCUGCGCGCCAAGUACAAGCCGCGGUGGGUGCACCCAUUCGAGCUGUUGCUCGUGCAUGUGCCGAACAAACUCGUCACGGUGCUCGUCGUGUACAAUCUCUUUUGGCAGCAGCUCUUUUUGGACGCCGACUGGGUCCGCGACCCGUACAAUGGCGUGCACAGACUCGCGGAUGCGCUGUGGUACACGAUCGGCGUGAACGUGGUGUUUGGCAUCCUCCUGGCCGUGUGGAUCGGCAUGAACUCGGACGUGACGGUGUACUGCGCAUCGAUGUACCUCGAUGCGGCCGUGCUCAGCCUGCGCUCCGUGCCGGUGAUCGGGCCCCGCUCGCGCCCGUUCUCUCUCGUGCUGAUCACGUUCAUCUCGAUGGGCGUGCGCACGCUCGCGCUGGUCGUGCCGGGCCUGCUCAAGAACGGGUGCCUGGUCAUUUGCCAUGCUCACCCGGGCGGCCGCGACGCGCACGCGGUCGAGGUGCAGGCGCCGCCGUCGCGCGCCGAGGCGGACCUCCAGGCGGCGUACCACGACGAGCCGCAGCUGGAGGGCGUCACGGUGCACCGCCCCGACCCUACCUAUGGCUCGCUCGACCAGCGCCAGUCCACGCCGUCUCAGUAG